ACGGGUAUGACCAUCCCAAAAGUCCGAGGGCUUCUCCGAGGACCAAGCGGUAUCGGUAAUGGCGACACAGCCACUACCCUUUUUUCCUUUGUGUCGCGGUGGAUAUGCCAGACGGCGGUCAUACAACUAGCACUCCCACCUUUGAUACCCUCCGUCGAGAAAAGUUGUUCAAGCAACCACCCAAGAAAGGAUCGAGCUAUGGCAUUUUAAACGAAUUUGUUGCUCCCCACAUCGAGUCCUUCAACGCCCUCUUUGAUGAUUCUGGUCUUCCUUCUGGCGACGGCGAUGGCAAGGGUCUUCUCAAUCUCGCUUUGAAGGACAUCGGCACACGCGUAGUUUUUGAUGCCACCACUUCCGAUGGCCAGGCAUUCGGUAAUCGAAUGCAGAUAUGGAUCGAACAAGUGACAGUGUCUCGUCCAAUGCUACCAGACCGAAAUAAGUAUGCAAAGGAAGACAGAAAAAUAUACCCGUCAGAGGCUCGCGAAAGACUGGCGUCCUAUCGUGGUCGUAUGUCAGUCAAGCUGUGUUACACAGAUAUACACGGUCAGAAACAAGAAACGAACAAGGAAUGCGGGGCAGUACCUAUAAUGGUUCGAUCUGUACGAUGUAACCUUCGAGGAAUGUCGUCUGCAGAGCUUGUACGCCAUCAUGAAGAACCUGAAGAGUUUGGCGGAUAUUUUCUCAUCAACGGUAACGAGCGACUCAUUCGAUACCUUAUUUUACCCCGAAGAAACCAUGUCAUUUCCCUUCUGCGUCCAUCCUUCGCCAACCGUGGUCCAUCUUAUACCCAAUAUGCCGUUCAAAUCCGAUGUGUUCGUCCUGACCAAACAAGCUGCACAAACACCUUGCAUUAUCUUUCGAACGGGAGUGCAAUGUUGCGGUUCAGCUGGAGGAAACAGGAAUACGUGAUUCCGGUAAUGUUGAUUAUUAAGGCCUUAAUAGGUGCUUCAGACAAGGAAAUUUUUGAAGGGGUCAUGAUGGAGGAUUAUGACAACACUUUCUUGACCGGCCGUGUUGAGCUACUUCUACGAAGCUUUUGCGCAUUUACGAUGCGGACGGGAGAACAAUGUUUAACGUUUCUUGGUGACAAGUUCAGAGUGGUUCUUGGCUUGCCCGAUGAUUGGACGAAUGAAGAAGUCGGAGUGUAUCUCCUUCAGAAAUUGGUGCUCGUCCAUUUGGGAAGCCCUCGAGACAAGUACCGGAUGCUUCUAUUUAUGCUCCGAAAACUGUACUCCCUCGUCUCUGGCGCCUGUUGCGCCGACAAUCCAGACUCUCCGCAACACCAAGAGGUUCUGCUUCCCGGGACUCUGUAUGGCAUGAUUAUCAAAGAGCGCCUUGAGGAAAUUUUGAAUCAAAUACGGAACCAGAUAAAUAUCGAUGUUCGUAAUGGAACCGUAGUGGAUUUCAACGACAAACGCUAUUUCCAGAAAGUACUUACGAGAGUGAACUUCGACAUCGGAGCCAAGCUCUCUACUUUCCUUGCUACGGGCAAUCUAUCUUCGCCGACUGGCCUCGAUUUACAACAAGCUUCAGGUUUCACGAUCGUUGCAGAGAAACUGAACUGGCAACGUUACAUCAGUCAUUUCCGAUGUAUCCAUCGUGGAGCUUUCUUUGCAGAACUGAAAACGACCACCGUUCGUAAACUGUUACCCGAAGCAUGGGGAUUUUUGUGCCCUGUCCAUACUCCUGAUGGUUCUCCCUGCGGUUUGCUCAAUCAUCUGGCAAGAACGUGUCGUAUUAUUACCGCCCCUUUAUCCGUGGCCCACAUACCCGCUCUCCUCGCUUCCUAUGGCAUGACACAGGCGUUCACGCCAUCUGUUGACGGACGCAGGAAUAUUUGCGUCCAACUAGACGGACGUAUCAUAGGUUGGGCACGGCAGGCUUUGGUCCAACAACUAGCCACGAAUUUGAGAAUAUGGAAAACAGAAGGGCAUCACGAAAUUCCGUUGGAUUUGGAGAUAGGAUUGGUUUUAGAAUCUGACGGGGGACAAUACCCUGGUCUAUACCUAUUCUCCUCUCGGUCAAGGAUGAUGAGACCCGUCAAGUACUUGGCCAACGGGCACGACGAUUCAGUAGGUCCAUUCGAGCAGGUCUACAUGAAUGUUGCUUGUACACCUGAAGAGAUAGAGCCGGGUGUCUCAACGCAUGUUGAGCAUAAUCCUACCAAUUUCUUAUCUAUUUUGGCGAAUCUUACUCCCUUCUCUGAUUUCAAUCAAAGUCCCCGAAAUAUCUACCAAUGUCAGAUGGGUAAGCAAACCAUGGGUACACCAUCGACAGCACUCGCGCAUCGGACAGACAACAAACUCUAUCGCCUACAGAGCGGUCAGAGUCCCGUCGUUCGUCCAGCGUUACACAACACAUAUGCCAUGGAUUCCUUCCCGAACGGUACCAAUGCGGUCGUCGCCGUCAUCUCGUACACGGGUUAUGACAUGGAAGACGCGAUGAUUCUGAACAAAUCUGCGCAUGAACGAGGCUUCGCGUACGGUACUGUCUACAAGUCGCAGGUUGUUGAUUUGCAAGAGGAGGCCAAGGGAAGAAAACAGAGUGAGAUUACUCUCCAUUUUGGUCUUGGACGGGAUAUUAGACGGUAUGGAGACAAGGCACAUUCAUGUGUCGAGUUCCUGGAUCGAGAUGGGUUACCGUUUAUUGGCGCAAGGCUCCACCCAGGGGACCCACUUGCAGCCUAUGUCGACGAUGUGACAAAUAAGACCAAGUUUAUGAAAUACAAGGGCGAUGAAAUAGCAUAUGUCGAUAAAGUCAGGUUGAUUGGUGAUGAAUCAGGCGAGGGAGAACUUCAGAAGGUACAAAUAACCCUUCGGAUAACGCGAGCACCGGUCAUUGGAGAUAAAUUCUCCUCAAGGCAUGGACAAAAGGGUGUCUGCUCGCAGAAGUGGCCAGCUAUCGAUAUGCCAUUCAGUGAAAGCGGAAUGCAACCCGACGUUAUCAUCAACCCUCAUGCUUUCCCCAGUCGAAUGACGAUUGGUAUGUUGGUCGAGAGUAUGGCUGGCAAAGCCGGGGCGAUGCAUGGUUUAGCUCAAGACGCUACGCCGUUCAAGUUUAGCGAACAGGACACGGCAAUUGAUUACUUUGGAGAACAGCUCAUAGCUGCCGGAUACAACUACUAUGGCAAUGAGCCUAUGUAUUCCGGAAUAACUGGCCAAGAGUUCUCAGCAGACAUAUAUCUGGGUGUAGUUUACUAUCAGCGAUUGCGACACAUGGUACUCGACAAAUUCCAAGUACGAACAACUGGACCCGUCGAUCCCUUGACUCGACAACCUGUGAAGGGACGUAAACGUGCAGGUGGCAUCCGUUUCGGUGAAAUGGAACGUGAUGCCUUGAUUGCACACGGUACCUCCUUCCUUCUUCAAGAUCGGUUAAUGAACUGCUCAGACUACUCGACCGCAUGGGUAUGUCGGACCUGUGGAAGUCUAAUAUCUCUCGGUUAUGAGGAUAUCAGCCUUGGAGAGGCAGUCAUGGGGAAAUCACGAUCACUCAAGUCCACUGGACCUGGGGGGGAAUACUGUCGAGUGUGUCGUACAGCUGCAGAAGAAGAGGAAGAAAGGGAACGUCGAGCCAUCGCAACUGGUCUGAACCCUCGACAACCUCAAGCCGCUCUAUCUGUUGCAAUCUCGUCGCAGCAUGUCCUUAGUAGUGGAGCGAAGGGCGGGGAUUUAGAUGUUGUAGCUGUUCCCUAUGUGUUUCGCUAUCUAUGUGCCGAAUUGGCUGCGAUGGGUAUAGCGGUUUCUGUUGAAGUAUCAAGGUAACUGACAUUACCCAUGUGCAUAUGCCCAUACUACAUACGGGUAAUAUUCAUCUUGUACAUCCAC
Molecule: messenger RNA, 3827 nt
Organism: Marasmius oreades (fairy-ring Marasmius)
Lineage: Eukaryota; Fungi; Basidiomycota; Agaricomycetes; Agaricales; Marasmiaceae
Exons: 11
Coding region: 105-3764 (1219 amino acids)
Biological process (GO): DNA-templated transcription
Cellular component (GO): nucleus; RNA polymerase I complex
Molecular function (GO): DNA binding; ribonucleoside binding; DNA-directed RNA polymerase activity
Source: RefSeq, a predicted model, not a curated record